Molecule: messenger RNA, 9723 nt
Organism: Symbiodinium sp. CCMP2592
Lineage: Eukaryota; Dinophyceae; Suessiales; Symbiodiniaceae
Source: the annotation of a GenBank genome assembly
AUGGCCGCCGUGGCAUCUCCGGACCUCGGCCAUUUCCCGUCCCGGUCGUCAUCGAGGUGUUCGCACAACCUCGUCACGGCUCAUCCCAAGGCCGCAGAGGAGGUCGCUGACCUGCGGCCCGCGGCUGUGGCGCACCUGCACAAGCUGCAUAGCCGGCUGAGAGCUGGCAGGGCUCCGCCGCCGGGCGAGAGCUCCGGUCAGCGCUUCCGCGUGGACAACGGCUUCCUACGAGCCGACUCCAAGGGCCUGGGCUUCCGGCAGACGAAGGACCUCAAGGCGCUGGUCCCCGGGGCCGUGGCCGCUUGGGGAAGCUCGGUUGUUGGGACAGAUGAGGGCGACGGCUGGCUGCGAGUCGGGGGCAAGUUCCUGCCCAUGUUCGUGAACGGGAUUCCCGUCCUCUCGCCCGAGGGUCCGAAUGCUUGGUCUCCGCGCUCUCAGAGAAGCGGCUCUAGCGCAGGUGCUUUUGCAGACGCAGACACGCAGCUCGCUCCGUACCCGCCACGACUCGCCGCUCCUCUUGCUGCCGGGGUUCUCCCCCCGAUGGCUCCCUUGGGCUUCCUGGCGCCCGCGACGCCGAUGGGUUCUUUUGCCCAGGCACUGGGUGUUGGGGGCCUUGCUGCUGUGCCCACGCCAUGCCGGCUGCCGCGAAGGCUCCCCGAGCAGGCUUUUCCAGACUUCCGCGGGCUCUUUCGAGAUUUGGUUUCCCUGCUCCAGAAGUGCCAGAAGAAGGUGGCGAGGGGGGCACGCCCGAGGAAGGAGCUGGCGAUGCUGGAGAAUUUGGAGAGGGUCCUCGCGGAGGAGCUGCGAGAAGGGGGGGGCCCCGGACAUCUCUCGGCCUCCUGGCACUACCUGCUGCAAGAGCUGGCUCUCACACGGCAGGCUCUGCAAGGCCGGCUGCUGGCCAAAGACCGGGAGCCGCUUGUCCAAGGCCAAGGGCUGCUGGACACUGUCGACUUCUCGAUGCCCGAGCGCGGUUUGGGCUCGGCCCCGGGCGCCUUCGGCGUCCCAGGCCGAGAAGUCGCGGAGACCUCGGAGGAUUCCGAGCCGGAGGAGCCGACCCAAGUGGCGGAGAUCUUGGCCGAAGCGGCCAGGGCCGGCGACGAUGCGAAAGCGGCGGCUGCCGUGGCGCAGGCCGUGACUCAAGCCUCCUUUGUUCUGAGUGGCGUGGAGCGUGGACCGGCGGAGACGAAGAUGGGGAGUGCGGGGACAUGGGGGGUGGCCCCAGUUGUUCCGACCUGCGAGGGCCCGCAGGCGGGCUGGAAGCCCUUCGCCCUCUCCGAACAAACCGCCACGUUCGACUCCAAGAGGCCUCAGCUCGGCGACGAGCGCGCGCCCGGCCUCGAUCGAGGCACGGGUGGAAAGGCUGCUUGGCUCAAAGGCAGGCCCUGCGGCAGUCAAGAUUCGAUGGGAUUCUCCAGGCAGCUUGGCCGGCCAGCCGAGGACCAGGGACUUCCUGUCCAAAGUCUGCGCUUGACUGUGACGCCAAGGCUUCACUUUUUCCGAGCUUCGGGCCAGGGCUUUCCGCUGCUCCGCUUACAGCUAAUGCCAGCCAGCGAGGCUAAAAAGCUGGAGAUGGGCGUCGGGGAGCAGGAGCUGGAAGAAGUUGAGGGACGGCUAGGUUGCCAACUUCCAGAAGAUCUCGCGGAAAGCUUCAGGAUUCACGAGGGCAUGAAAGAAUGCGGCCGGAGGAAAGGGCGGUUCCUCUUCGAAGUGGACAGGGAAGAUCCUUAUGCGUUUGCCACUUUCCAUAUUCGCCCUGCCCUACAGUUGCCGGAACUUGUCGAAGAAGAGAGGAGGAAGGCACAUGCAAAGAUUCCCCCGGGCGCAGACUUUGUGGCAGGAUGCCGUUCCUUCAUAGCACGCCAGAUACCCCUGACGGCGGUUGCUUACUUGGAGCGGAAGAAACCGUUUACGCCAGCAGGUCCCUGGGUGCCAUUUUUAGCGAGUGACUGUCUUUCAGAUAAGGUUGGGCGGACGCCCAACAUCCUCGUGGCCUUCCCCCACCGUGAUCGGAUGACGGUGCUUCAGGCAAUCCUCAGCCAGCUCGAGCAGUACCCAGAGCGCCCUCCUCAUCGAACUGGCAAGCGCAAUGGCGAUGAUGCAAGGCCACUCGGUGCUGUUGCUUUUCUGAGAAUCUUCGGCUUCUGUGGUCCAACAUGGUAUGGCCACUGCAACUGUUUUGAGCAGUUCCUGAGCGAGAGCAUGGACGUAUUGCAGGCGAUCCAACAUGCUUGGUCGAAACCAUGUUCAGGUUGUGACCAAGACUGGCUUGGUUGGCAUUGCUCGAAGUGCAAGAGAAUUGUGGGGGAGUCGUUUCCUGAUGCGUUGGAACGACUCCUUCCAGUCAGAGAAGGCAGCAUGGCACCCUUUGACCGAUACCCCUGGUGGGCAGCUGCUGUGAGAUCCUACGGGUGGGAUUGCCCCGAAUAUCUUUACAAACGUAUGCAGGGUAGUGGCAAGUUGAGCCAUGGUCCUCCGUUCCUGAUGACGACGCUCCUUGCAAAGCAAGUUGCAGCAUUCCGGCACGAGCAUGGCCUCGGCCUUGGAAGGGAGGCGAAGCGCCUUGACCCGGAGGCUUUCGCAGCGCUGGCGCUGCGGGGUGUGGAGCAGGCUUCCCUCCUGGAUCCUGAGAUCGCCUCGUACGGCAGCCUCUUUGAGGGUCCUCAAAGAGACCGAGACCUGAUGACGCGGGAGGAGAAUGCGGCGCUGGAUGAAAAAAUCCACCAUCUGCUGCUGCUCUUGUCUCCGCACCUGCAGGCGACCAGCGCCCAGGAGUGUUUGGAGGGUCUUCUCUACAGGUACCAUGCACACCGCUGGAAUGUGGACGAUCUCAUGGGGGCCGCCUUGCCACACCAUGACUCGCCCCUGUUCACAAAGCUUGUGCAGGGACUGCAUGUUGAGGGCAAACCCCUCUGGUCCUGGCUGGCGACCUUGAAGGCCAAGCCGGCGGCAUUGCUGCGGUCCGCCUUGGCCAAGUACUGCGCGAAGGACAUCGCCGUGCUGAUUUUUGUCGGGAAGGUGAUGGAGGAGAAUCUGAAACUUCAGAAGGCCAAUCGUGCUCUGAUGACUUUCUACGCGGCACUCUGGCUGGACACGCUAGCGCUGCAGGGGUCGCUGGCGCAGGAGCUGGUUCAGGCCCUCUUGCCCACCCUGCUGCUGAUGCUCCGGCGGCCGCGGCCCAAAGACGCCUUCCAUGCCGGCCUCACCAUCGCUGGAGCGCUUUGCACCAAGGUGGAGCUGGAGGCCAGUGUGCAGAGCAAAAUCAUCCACUUCGCCGCCCGACAGGCGAAGGGAGCGGAGGGCCAGCCGGCGACGGCGCUGAUUGCGGCCCUCCUGCAGCUGCAGGCAGUGCAGAGCGUCGACAGCGGUGCGGUGAAGGCUUUGGCCAAGAACGGCCCGGAGGAGCUGCUGGAAGCUCUGCCGGUCGGGGUGGACUGCGGGAACCUGCUGGCCAGCGUGGUGAAGGCCGGCCUAGGCCAACUUGCAGACCCAAGCGAAGCCAGCGAGGAAAUCGAGGCUUUGAUCCUCGGGCUCCUCCGGGAUGCUCCCACCCUGCGCCGCUACGCAGCGCCCCUGAGCUCCGCGGUGCUCCAGGCCUUCGUCUCCGUGAUCGCGGGCAACAGCUCUGCGAAGGAGCGGAAGCGCGUCACCAAGCUGUACCAGGAGCCGGUGCAGCUGUUGAGCGGCACGGUCCCCGCCGCGCUGGCCGAGGCCAUCCGUCGAGCCGUGGAUCAGGCCUUGGCUCUGGAGGUGGACACUGAGCCCUUGGUGAGCCUUCUGGCACCGGCCUGUGCGGCCGUGAAAGACGAGGAGGGCGAGCAGGAGGAGAAGCUACUGCCGGCCGUGCAGGCUUUCCAGCAUAAGUCGGCGAAAGUUCGAUCCCGGGCGGUUCAGAACGCAGUUGCCAAGCUUGGGGAGGACCAAGAGGAAGGCACAGAAGUCACGCAAGAGAGGCGGCGCCUCAUGGCCAGCUUGGCUCUGCAAUCUCUGGAUGAUGAGAACGUGGAGGUGGUGGCAGUGGCGCUGAAGCAAGAGACCUUGUGGACCUCCUCGGAGGUGGCUGCAAGCACGGCGGCUGACGUGCUGAGCGCUGCCUUGCGCAGGCUGCUCCGCCAUGGUCAGCCCAAGGGAAAUCCGAAGACUCUCCAAGAGCUCUUCCGGUCUUUGCUCCAAGAGGACUCGCGCGUGCGGGCCCUCUUCCCGCUCAUGAUCCAAGCAUCUGCCUGGGUCUAUGGCCGCGAGGAUGCAGAACAGGAGCGGAGGAGGCUGGAUGCCCUGCUCCUUCCUCCUCUUUUGCUAGCCUUCGCUGGCCUGGACGCUGCGGAGGAGGUCGCUGGACCACUCCUUCGCCUAGAAGAGGCAGCUGCCGAGUUCUGCAAGGUGUCCGAGGAGCCGCUGCUGAAGGGCGACAGGGCAGCAGAGGCCGCCGAAGGCUGCGGCCCGCGGAUCAGCGCAGUGGCUCAGGCGGCAGAUGACGAAGCCUGCGAGCGCCUGGCUGACUUGGCUGGUGCCCAAGCCGAGGUGCAGCUUCUCGCAGGCCUUGGGAGCCAGGUGGCGGCGGCUUUGGCGCUGGCCGCGGCAAUGCCGCGGCAGCAGGCGCCCAGGCUGCCGCAGCGGCUGCUCCGCACCGCGGCGGCCUGCCAGAGGCUUGCGAAGCGUCUCGUGGCGAGCUCCCUGACCUCCGACUUUCUCAAGGGACUCUGGAAGGCUUGCCUCGAAGCCGCCACCUCGCCGCCCCCCAGCAGCGGGAGCUCCUCCUCACGGCGGAAGAGCGGCAAGAGCUCUCUGAACGGCGCAGGCUCCGUUGAGGCGGCCACGCUGCUCUUGGAGGUGGCUUUGAUGCGCCCCAAGGCCUUCGCAGGCGAUCUGCAUGCAAGCCUGACUUGCGGUGCAGCGGCGUUGAGACCUGCUUUGCUGCAGCUGUCGCUCGGCUCUCACGGAGGCCCGCCUGGCAUCCGAGCCAAUGCGCUUCUGCUCCUUCGUAGCCUCCUCGUGAAUGGCUGGGCUGCCGAUCAAAUGAUGCUGGUUCUCAUCCUUUCCCGCCUCGCGAGUACGGAGGAGAAGCAAGUUCGAGCUGCAUCGGUGGCCGUCCUCGAGAGCCUUCAGGCGGCCUCGCUGCAGGAUGACUCAGUGGACGCCUUGGUGGAGGCUAAGCUCCUGCUGCCCACUGCAUCCGUUGCGCCAGAGAAGGUGUGUUCCUCUAUGGGGCAGCUGCCCCAAGAGCUGUGGUCGAACUUGCUGGAGUUGCUCCUGCAGCAGAAGGCAGAGCUUCUGCAGGAUCCUGUCGCGGCCCACAACGUCCUGCAGAAGGUCCUGGGCCUCAAGGGCGGCCUCCCAAAAGCAUCCCGGGAGCAGGCUUCCAGAUUCUGGCUCUUCGGCUUGGCGCGACUGGAGCCGCAGUUGGCAAACGGCCUCACGACGGCGCUACCCGGAGCCCUCUCGCUCCGCAGUGCGCAGGAUCCCUUGGCCAAGACCGCACAAUGGGCUGCGAAGUCGGCGGCAGCACCUUCGCUGCUGUUGGCGGCUUUCUCCAUGUUCUUGCAUCUGGCCGCAGGAGCCUUGAUGAGCGCUGCGGAGAAGAUUCGGAGCGCUGCGCAGGACGCCGCAGUGGAGGCGAUGAGGCAAGUGGUUCUCCCCUUCGCUUCUGGCCUCACGCAGCUCUUGGAGAAGGCUAAGGAGGCGCCUUCCUGGGACGCCCAGCAGGUCCGGAUAGCUGGGCUCACUUGUGAGGUGCUGAGCAAGGUGGCGGGAGCCUUUGCAGCCCACUCCGUGCAGGAGGAGCUGGUCACAGAGGCCCUGAAGGUGCUCUUCAGGUACUGCCUGGCUGCACGAGCCCUUGGCCCAGCCGAUGGCAGCUUCGCUUCAGUGGUUGCCAAGGCUUCUGCUGCCCUCUCUGAGGCUCCGGUGCAGCCAGGCCGGCUCUUGCUGCUUCUGGAGGGCAGUGAGUUCCGGGGCAGUGCUCUCAAGGCUGCGAGGGUGGAGGUGGCGGCAGAGAUCCUCUGCGAACAGGUUGCAGGGCUGGAGGCCACGGCGUCGGGGGAGGACUCCGCAAAGCUGCUGAGAAAGCUGGGCGAAGCAGCCGGCGCCAUGACGCCUCGGGAGCAGCUGCGGGUCACGCUGCGCCGGGAGCAGGGGCUCGAGGUCAGGAGCCGGAGGAGUUGCGUAUCCUUCGGCCAGAUGACACUCUCAGCCACUGCCAUGAGUGAUGCGGUGACCCUGCCCGCCCUGCCCAGCUUUCGGGAGACCUACUUGUACAGAUGUUACAAGAGGAAUGUGCGCUCAAGCGAUGUGCUGGCCGACUCCGCGUUUCGGGACGAGGAGGAGGACUUGGACCUCUCGCAGAUUAGAGUACAGAGCCGUCCGCAGCAGCUGAGCCUCUGCAUCCCGGCUUGCCCGUCGGCUCUCCCAGUUCUCAAUGCCUGGGCCAGCACCGCCAUGAAGUCACUGGCGGGCUUGGCAGGUGGCCUCCCACUGGUGCAGGCCAUGCAGGCGCUUGGCAGUGGGGGUGGCACUGCGCUGGACAUGCCGCUGAAGCUUGGGGGCGUCGGCUCCAUCGACGCAUUCCUCGAGGAAAGCGAGAAGUCCCUCGCGACCCACGUGGGGCUCUUCUCCUUGACCUCCGCCGUGAUGUUCAUCGGGUCGAUCAAGGGCCUGAACAAGCACUCGACGGCCCGGGAGGGGAACUACAUGGGAAUGGUUGCAACUGCUUUAGGCAUCCUCUCUGUGCUGCUGUCCCCUGGUUUCCACUCCGCGCACAUCCGUUUCUUCCUCACCUUCUUGGCGGCUGGCGGAGUGGGCUAUGGCAUUGCCAGCACCGUGAAAAUGGAGGACAUGCCGCAGCUAGUUGCGGGCUUCCAUUCCUUCGUGGGCUUGGCUGCGGUCUUCGCCGGCUUCGCCAGCUACUGCAACGUGGCAAACCCCUACACGGUGAUGAAAGCGCUGGAGACCGUGGUGGGGAUUGCCAUCGGCUCACUGACCUUUACCGGCUCUGUGGUAGCUGCGGGGAAGCUGCACGAGAUGAUUCCGGGCAAGCCUAUCAUCCUGCCACAGCGCUGGCUCUUGAACGGGGGGGCCUUGGCCGGAAGUGUCGUUCUUACGGCGCUCUUCCUGAAUCCUGCAACCUAUGCGUCGCAUGCAGGGGCCGCCCUGCUCUUGGGGAACACGGCUUUGUGGGGCUUUCUGGGUGUCAACAUGGUCUUGCCCAUUGGUGGAGCGGACAUGCCGGUGGUGGUGUCGCUCCUAAAUGCCUUUAGUGGUCUGGCCACCAGCGCCGCCGGUUUCAUGCUCUCCAACGACCUCUUGACCAUCUCUGGAGCUUUGAUCGCUUCCAGUGGUACGCUGCUCUCGGACAUCAUGUGCCGUGGGAUCAAUCGCUCCAUGUACAACGUCCUCCUGGGCGGUUUCGGCACAGAUUCCAGCAGCACUACGGCCGGCGGGGCGGCGGUGUCAGGUGGAAGGGAGAAUGUGAGCGAAGUCUCGGCAGUCGGUUUCGUCGGCAUGCUCUUCGGGGCAAAAAAGGUCGUGAUAGUUCCAGGCUAUGGCCUUGCAGUCGCAAGAUGCCAGCAGAAGUUGGCAGAGAUUGUGGCCAUGCUGAGAAAGCAUAAUGUCACAGUGCACUUUGCAAUCCAUCCUGUUGCCGGCCGCAUGCCUGGCCACAUGAACGUGCUCCUGGCGGAGGCUGACGUACCCUAUGACAUUGUCAAAGAGAUGGACGAAAUUAAUGCGGAACUUCCAACAUACGACGUCGGGAUUGUGGUCGGAGCCAACGACAUCGUAAAUCCUGCCACGCAGGACGAUCCAAGCAGCCCGAUUUAUGGCAUGCCAGCCAUCGAGAUCUGGAAGUGCAAACAGUGUGUGGUGCUUAAGCGUUCAAUGGGAACGGGCUACAGUGGCGUCGAUAACCCGCUCUUCUACCUGAGCAAUGUCAAGAUGCUUUUCGGAGAUGCCAAGCAGUCCAUGGACAACAUCAGCAGCUGCUUGGAGGACAGCCAAGACCGCUUCACCGCCGCUGCGGGCACCAGCUCCUCGGGCGAUCACCAGGACACCAGCCAAGGUGUGGAGCCGGAGGUCUUCCCGGAGGCGGUCCGCGUCAUCGGCAUCCUUCGGGAGCGGCUUCCAGGUGAAGCUCGCGUGAGCUUCGCGCCCUCGGCCGUGGUGAAGCUGCGGCGCAUGGGCUUCUCGAUUUUGUUGGAGGCCGGCUCCGGCACUGCCGCGGGCUUCACGGACGAGGAGUACACGAGGCACGGCGGCGUUCAGGUCGCCGAGAGCUCCGUGGAAGUGCUGAAGCAAGCGGACAUCAUCUUCAAAGUCACGGAGCCCUUGCUGGACGAAGUGCAGAUGCUACAGGGGACGCAGACGAUGGUGGGCUUCUGGAACAUGUACGGCACCCAGGAGCUCCUCGCGGCCCUGGCGCAGACCUCCGCCUCGGUGCUGAAUCUGGCGCUGGUGCCGCGGGUCUCCCGAGCGCAGAAGCUGGAUGCCUUGACCUCCAUGGCCAACAUCGCAGGCUACCGAGCCAUCUUGGAUGCUUUCGGCCGCUUCCCCCGUUUCAGCCGCGCCGGGUCCACGGCGUUCGGCUCGGUUCCACCGGCAAAAGUCUUCGUGAUCGGUGCAGGCGUCGCUGGGCUGAGCGCAAUUGCAACGGCGCACUCGCUCGGUUGCAAGGUCUUUGCGAAUGAUGUGCGGGAUGCCGCCCGCGAGCAGGUGGAGUCCAUGGGCGCCCAGUUCAUCGCCGUCGACGCGCAGGGCAUCGCAGGUGAAGGUGCUGGUGGUUAUGCCACGGUCAUGGGCGAGGAUUUCACCCGGGCUCAGAUUGCCACCUAUGCCCGUGUCAUCCCCGACAUGGACGUGAUUGUCACCACGGCCAUGAUCCCAAACAGAGCUGCGCCAGAGCUGAUCACCAGCGAGAUGGUGGCCAGCAUGCGGAAGGGGUCGGUGAUCAUCGAUCUGGCGGCGCAAACCGGUGGCAACUGUGUGUACACGGAGCCGAACAAGGCGGUCGUCUCUCCGAAUGGCGUGACGGUCGUGGGAGAGACGAACUAUGCAUCCCAGAUGGCAUCGCAGUCGAGCGAGAUGCUGGGUAGCAACUUCACUGCCAUGCUGGAGGUGCUGGGAGGUGCCCAGAACUUCGGCGGGGAGCACUGGGACGACCCAGUUGUGAAGCCAGCGAUCGUGGCCCGCGGCGGCGCUGUCGUUUGGGACCCCAACCCACCCAGGCCGCCGGCGGCGGCCCCGACGGGAACCGCGGUGGAGGGCAACGGCAUUGGCGGCUUUGGCGGUGCCUCGCCGAUGCCUCUGCCACCACCUGAGGAGGCGAAUGCUGUGAUCGCCUGGAUCCAGGAGCACAAGGACGAGUUGGCACUGGGUGUGGGCGGCGCCGUGGUGCUUGGCUUGGGCCUCGCAGUGGAUAUCCCCGAGGCAGAGGUCACGCACCUGGGCUACUUUGUCCUCUCGUGCUUGAUUGGAAACUUUACAGUGGCCGGCGUGACUCCGGCGCUGCACACUCCGCUCAUCAGUGUGACGAAUGCCAUCAGCGGCAUCAUUGUGGUGGGCGGAAUGCUGCAACUCAGUGGCCCCGUGCUUUCUGCGCGCGUGGCCUGUGCUCUGGCAGCAGUGUUCCUCUCGAGCGUGAACAUCGUCGGUGGCUUUGCCGUCACGGCUCGGAUGCUGGACAUGUUCCGCGAGGAUGCCAACCCAAAGAAGGCUCUGGCAGAAAGGUCCUGA